This is a messenger RNA of Knipowitschia caucasica, 1671 nucleotides long. The record is from the annotation of a GenBank genome assembly. NCBI's taxonomy places the organism in Eukaryota, Metazoa, Chordata, Actinopteri, Gobiiformes, Gobiidae.
AUGCAUGAUGGGACAUAUGUGAAGUGCCAUCUGUUCACCUGGCAUGAAAGCCCGGCACCAGCUCAGUGCAAUUCAGCUCGACUCAAGGAUCCGUGUGCUUUGCCUUCGCAACGCACUUUGACAACUCUCUCACAACUAUGGGGUCUUCAGGUGUUUCCGAAACUCAUUUGUCGACGCAGUGCACGAUUUGUGCUUUUGAACAAUUCGAUCGAAGCAGACGGCAUAAUGGCGGCAUUGAUCCUUCGCAAAAUUCUUCCCAUUUCCACGGGCGAGCGCGGCGCUCCCCUGCUCCAACAGGCUAGCCCUAGCCAAUCACGGGCCGGGGUGGGGGCGGAGCCAGUGAAGCGGCAGCACUUAAUUGGUGAUGGUCACUCAGAUUGGAUGACGGAAAAAGUUGACUUGUCUUCAUUUGUGUCGACAACCGAGUCUUCUCCGAGCUCAUCCCUUCCUCCAUCUCCAUUAGAACACGAUGUCAAGGUGCCCUCAGACCUGGAGGUCAUGACCUCACUGCUGCAGGAAGAGCUGGCUCAGCUGGAGGACUACUUCCGCUCCGAGUCCACAGCCACAACCAGCAAGUUGGACAAAUCCUCAAAAUGUGACAAGGGUGCUCCGGCCAUGGGCUCCCAAUCUUACUAUCAGUUACCUUACGGCUCAUAUGGGACAAGCCAAUCAGAACCCAGCCCCGUAGUUGUUACCCUGGCAACUGGAGAACUGGACUUGGCCAGCUUUUGUGGUGGUCCCAUCAGCCGAACCAAAAUUGCUCGACCUGCUCCAUACAACUACCACCACCGCUACCACCACAAUAACGGGCGGCGGAUCAUCAGUGAGACUGUGAAAGUGGACGAAGUAGGACUGGACUCAUGGGGGUCAAGGGGAAGUUACUCAGGAAGCACAGAGUUGUCCGUCAACCACUACUCCACGCUCAAGACGGAGGAAGAGAGCUACUGCUUCUCGGAGGGAAUGUUCUGCAGUGAGGAAAUCGCUCGAGGGUUUUUUGGUGGCUCUUACGACAGCCACCACAAACGAGAGGGACAGUUGAUGCAUAAUUUGAAGGUUAAUGUAAGUUAUGACAGCGCAGGCUUGGAAGUCUUACACUGCAGCAAAGAUGCAGGACUUUCUGGAGGUAUCCCCCAAGAGACAAUGAUGCCCAGUGACAGCUACUUCCAGCAGUCCAUGGCCAGCACUGAGCCUUAUCAUAGCUUUAUAGGCGACCUGGACGCGCCCACACAAGCACAGGCUGUGGAGCCCCAACACGGCCACUACCUCUACCCAGAAUGCCUUGGAGACCAAAGCUAUGAAUGUCUGUCCAGAGUGGAGAGCGAAGGACCACUCCUAGGUCCCCCAAUCCAUCGCCCUACUCAGAGACUAAAGGACGAGCCUUGCCACAUGAAAUCCUCCCUGGGCAUUGGUGGCUCUGGGAUGGAGUCUGGUGGAGGGGAAAGAAAGCAAAAGAAGAGAGACCAGAACAAAACCGCUGCUCACAGAUACAGGCUGCGAAAGAGGGCGGAGCUAGACUCUCUGGAGGAGGAGCUUCACGGACUAGAAGGACAGAACCGCGAACUGCGUGACAAGGCAGAGUCAGUGGAGCGAGAAAUCCAAUAUGUCAAAGAUUUACUCAUCGAGGUGUAUAAGGCUCGCAGUCAGCGACUCAAGCAGGACGGCUCGGUCUAA